UACCUUAGCUUGAUUAUGCCCUUCGAAUGACUCCUAACAAAGCGUUUCCGCCAGCGCCGUACUUCACGAGUAAGGAUUCGCUUCUUCGUUACCAUGAUCUAUCUCAUCACAUGGGAUAGUUUAUAAGAAGAUAAUAGGCCACGUAGCUGGCAUGGAAAGAAGCGAUGUAAUAUUCGUGCUGGUGUUUUUUCUGAGCACCGCUAUCCAUCGGCUUGAUGGUGCGGUUAGCGUGCGAGAAAUAGACAUCACCACCAAAGGAAAGACCGUCCGAGUGGAGUGUACCGUGACGGAUGAGAGAUACCAGGGGUGGUACCGCAUGGAUGGCGAAACCGAGAACAAGAUCACUGGCAAGAACUUUCUCACCGAUAAAUUCUACACUAUAGACAAGGGUGAUAAGCAUACUCUUGUCAUUAAGAGCAUUGAGGUCAAGGAUGGAGGGUACUAUAAGUGCAAGGGGGCGAAGACCAGCAAGCUCUUCCAUCUGUUUGUAGAAUUCGUUGUCUUAGAAUUCCCGAAAAGUCAGAGAUUAGAGCGAGGGCAGAGUCAGGUGAUCCGAUGUUCCGCCGAGGGCUAUCCGACCCCUCACUACCAGUGGUACAAGGACUGGAACCCCACGGUUCUGGACUAUUCUGACGACCGUUUAACGCUUCUUCCAAACGGAUCCUUGCUUAUAUCCAACGUGCAAGAAUCAGACAGCGGGAACUACACGUGUAGGAUUACCCAGCUUGACGAAGUGGGCAGGCCCAGGGAAGAGCAGAAAAACAUAGAAGUGCUUGUGUAUGGACCUCCUCGUGUCGACCUGUCCAGAUCCAGUACUGUGGUCUACUCGUACAUUGGGAAUCUGCGCGGAGACAAGUUCGAAUGCACAUUCUGGGGCUACCCCAUCCCUAAGAUGUCCAUGCAUAGAAGUGGAGCAGUAUUGAAGAACACGAAAGUGAAGGACCGCACCAUUACGGGACAUGUCACGGUUACUAGUGACGAAGACUUCGGCGACUACGAGUGCCGCGCUAGUAACGAGCUUGGGAACGCGACCCACAUCGUUCAGCUCAAGCAAGCAGGUGGUCCCGACUCUCCGACCAACAUCUCGACUGUGGUGCAUUGUGGAUACAUCUCUGUCACGUGGGACUCGCCCCUGUUCGACGGUGGACUCCCCAUAUUUAUGUAUGAGGUGGAGCUUCUCCGUGGCAACCUAGUAAUUGACAGCGCUCUGCUGAGAAACAAAAACCGGCGCUUCACUUUUAAUGGCGGCAUCGUCACACCAAGUACUGUGUACGAGCUCAGAAUCAGGGGGGAGAACGAAGCGAGCAAGGGGGAGUGGGUGAGACGCAACCUUACCUCGGAUGUCUGCCCCCCUAGUGGUAAGAUCACUAUUACCAACAAGGAGACAAACCUGGACUCCACAAACUUUGUACUAACGUGGGAGGGUCCCCCUGACCGGGGAGGCGACCCUGAUAUGAAAUACGUAGUGGAAUACACCAAGCUUGAUGGAGACGGGGGGACAUCUCAUUGGCUCUCUACGAAGGGAAUCCGGGGGAUGCAACAUAACAUCACAGGCCUCUCUAGGGGAGAGAGGUACAAAUUUCGAGUCAUCGCUGUCAAUAGGCGUGGUCGGAGUAAACCAGGGGAGAAGGACUUCAGCGUUAGUGAGGUUGCCAUCUCACCCCCUCCACCCACCACGAGCCCUCCCAUAGUUCCUCCCCCCGACCCCGAGGUAGUGUUCGAUAUGACAGUGAACUGUUCCUCCCUCCUGAUCCGAAUCGACCUCGCCCUUCAUCACUUUCCUGAUCUCGACCACAACUCCUUCCGGUUGAGAAACGAGUCGUGCGGACCUUACCAGAAGUCAAGCUCCCACGUCACCAUGGUAACCAGACUGGAUGGGUGUGGCACCACCGCCAAGCACAGGAACAUGUCCGUUACUUAUUAUAACAGUGUGACGGCCCAAGUGGUGAGCUCGAGGAGCAGAAUGCACAUCGUGGAGUUUCCCUUCAGCUGUACUUUCUACAAGAAGCGUACCAUCGGCGUACCGAGCUUCCAGCCACGCAAAAGGGUCACGGUAGUCGAAGAGGGGUUCGGUAACUUCUCAUUUGAGAUGGAUCUGUUCCGCUCCUCACAGUACAAAAAACCCUUCGAUGUCUCUGAGUACCCCGUGAAUGUGAACCCAACCUCCGAGAGGCUGUACGCGCAGACCAAGCUACUCGCGAGCGACAAGAACCUCGUGGCUCUAGCGUACCAGUGUGUCGCCACGCCCUCCGUAGAUCCCAACGACCCUACGCAGUACUCGUUUAUAGAUAAGGGUUGCGCGAUUGAUGACACAGUCAAAUUCAACUCCAUGGCGUCGCGAGCACAGCGCUUCGAGAUGGCGCCAUUCAAAUUCCGUAACGCAAAGUCAAAGACUAUCUACCUUCACUGCCGCGUCCUCGUGUGUCAUAAGGAUGAUCCGCAGUCCCGCUGUCACCAAGGAUGUCAAGCUAGCGAGAGGAGACGGAGGAGAGGGCAGGGGGAGGGUGUGGCGGCCCGGUCUGUGGUACAUAGUGUCACCCUAGGACCUGUUGGGGUGGAGACGCGACAAAAACAAUUAUCAGCACCCGACAAGCACCGCGCGCCCGGCGGCAGUAUCACAUACGUGCUAAGCAUCGUUUUCGGUACACUACUGGUCAGCGGACUCAUCUUUGUUUCCAUUGGCUACAUGCUACGGCGAUACCUGAUAAUGACAUACAGUGGCGGAAAUCACGUGAUCGUUGCUACUGACAACGACGAGAUGGAGCUCCACGAAACUGUCUCUCUUUGACGUCUGGCCUGAGCAUGCUACUAAGAAGACCUUACCGGCUUUAUAUCCAUACAGAAGUUCUGCUCGAGCAAUUCUGGAUCUCUAAUUCGUCUGUUGAAGGCUCGAUGUCAACGCCUUUCAGAGAACAAAUAAAAGAAGUGUCUUCUUUGAUUACUUUGCGAGACAAAGACGUUGAACGAGGAUAAAUAUUAAGUUAGCCUAUUUUAUAUUAUUCUGACUCUUGCUGUGCUUGUUGUGUUUUUUAUUCAAACGAACGCCUAUUUCUAUACCCUAACGAUUCUUUGCCAUCUAAUAGGCAUCAACAUUAACACAUAAUAUCUUACCUUGUAUGAAAAUGGUUAUACAUCUGUACAUGGGCAAAUACAUUGACACAAAAAGACGUGCAAAAGUCGUUUAUAAAAUUCAACAAAAAAAACUCACUGAAGGCCUUUAAAAAGCCCUAAUGACCCAAACCUUUCUUUUUGCUUAAUAUUUGAAGAUCAUGUUAUGUAAUCUCGAAAUAUUCAUCUCAAAACAUACUUUUAUACUUAAUUUUUAAAAUUCAAUCGAAGUUUUUACUGGCUUCCACGAGUUAGCCGAUGGAAAUGGAUGCAUUCUAACACUUGGUAUUGUGCUAGGAUCACAAAUAGCAGCUGACAUGGCGGACCUAGGUCCAUCUGGUAUGACAAAUCUUUUUUUGUCGCAAAAGGAACGAUGCAAAGUAGAUAUACAUUAAAUUAUCGAACUGAAUAAACUUUGAUCACUGUGAAAUUUCAAAUCCGACUAAAAAUAAACUGUUCAAUUGCAUUGCUACUAAAUAGUCUACAAAUGAUAAUAUUUUCCAAAAUGAAAAUAUAUUUUUUUAUUCAAAAUGGGACUUUAAUUAACAGUGUUCCAAACCCGCUCCAGACUGCAUGGGGAUCCAAGAGGUCCGGAUCGCACCCUGCUGUCCUUUUUGAAUGUAGUCUUUAGCUCACUUUAUCAGAAGUAUCAGCCCUCGAUAGUUUUUAAGUACGCUUGUAACGAAGUAUUGUAACAUAUUAAAGAAAUUUAACCAAG
Molecule: messenger RNA, 3826 nt
Organism: Nematostella vectensis (starlet sea anemone)
Lineage: Eukaryota; Metazoa; Cnidaria; Anthozoa; Actiniaria; Edwardsiidae
Product: neural cell adhesion molecule 2
Exons: 12
Coding region: 152-2788 (878 amino acids)
Molecular function (GO): protein binding
Source: RefSeq, a predicted model, not a curated record